This is a messenger RNA of Pungitius pungitius (ninespine stickleback), 5592 nucleotides long. RefSeq names its product PHD finger protein 3 (gene phf3). The transcript has 16 exons. Bases 160 to 5049 code for a protein of 1629 amino acids. Gene Ontology annotation, biological process: DNA-templated transcription. The record is from RefSeq and is a predicted model, not a curated record. Lineage: Eukaryota; Metazoa; Chordata; Actinopteri; Perciformes; Gasterosteidae.
AGCCACGUGACUUUCGGCGCUGCCUGUCAGGGGCUUUGCAGCAGCAGGACGAAUGACGGCCGAGUUGGAGGAAGUUACUAGGAGCAGCUCUGCUAGUAUGUAAUCCUACAGGCGUUGGGUACACUAUUGCAGCGAAGGGAGAGGAAGGCAGCAGCAUUCAUGGAUAUUGUGGACAUUAACCAUUUAAUACCCAGUGACCAGUUGGACGACUCUCUGAUAGCAGGUCAAAAUUUGGAAUGUGAUGCCAGUAAUGAGCUUGGGACAGGAGUCCGACUGGAAGAUUCCCUGAAGAACAUGCUCAGUGACAAAGACCCCAUGUUUGGAUGUGCAAGCUCUCAGUUCAAUCUGCUGGACAAUGAGGAGUCCACUUUUCAGAUUGCUGGCUCAACAGGUCCCGCUGAUGGUACAGUAUCGACAGGCCCCAGCAGUGAACUAAAAGUUGGAGAGAUUACACAAGCCAAGUCACCUGUUGCCAGGGAGAAGAAAGGUCCAUGUAAUUUGGAAUACGAAUGUAGCAGUGGUCCACAACCUGCCAACACAUCCACCAAAACCAUGCUCCGAGUAAGAGUUGGGAGGAAACCAGCAAACAGGCUGCAGAAGUCAUUUCUAAUUGAGAAAGGAGUUAAAGGCUCUGAACUAAAGAGAGAAUUAACUUUGGGAGGGCGUGUUGAUGUGAACUAUCUCGAAGGUGGAUCAUGGCUGAAUCCGUCUGUUGUUUUGAGACGAUUGACAGUGACAAUCGCAGGAUUCAGGAUUGAACUCCUUCCUGGACCCUCUUACACACACAACGUCGAAGCGAGCCAGUCUGAAUGUCUUGCUGUUGGUUUUUCAUAUGCCGUGGUGCCAGAUAAGGAUGCCAAUGUACAGAACCCCACACCUGAAAAUGUGGCAGCGAUGGAUGUAGCGGAGAAGGGCUCUGCCGAUGAUGGAGCUCUUGGGCUGGGCCCGUAUGUGAAUCCUAACGACGUGCAGACCUCCAACGGGACUUCAACGGGGAGUGCCUACACGCAGGAGACACAUCUCGACAAUCAGAGUAUGUCUGCAAAACAAAAGGCCGACAGUGAAGGAAAACACGACAUCAAAGACCCGCAAAACAUUGAGAGUAACACUGUUGGCAAUAAGACUGAUAAGGAAAAAGAACAGGUUGUGGCCCAGAUACUGUUAAAGUCAAAACAAGGAUUGGCCGCCAACAAGAAUAAGGACUUGGUUUCAGGUAAACCGGACAACAUGAUGAAGGGCCACAAAGUGCCCCAAAACACGCCAUCCAAAAUCCAAAGAGGAGACCUGCACAAACUCAAAUCUCCAAAGGACAAAAAAGACAUUUCACUUUUGAAAAGGCCCGCAGAAAACCCCCGGAGUGAGCAUGCUACUAAAAUGCAGAAGACACAGGAAACGGGAGAAAGCAAAGCGAAGCCCAAAUCGCAAAGUACACCGAGCUCUGUAGUUAAGAAGAGCCCUUCAUCUGGCAACCGUAAUGAUCAGCAGGGACCAGCUAAGCACACUCAUUCUCCCAGUAUCUGCAAAGUGGAGACCGCCAACCUGAUGCAUGGUCGCCCAGGCCCUUCUUUGAAAGUGGGAGAGGAAGGUCAGGAAAAGCCCAAACUGAAGAAGCCAGAAAAGAUCCUUCAAAGACCGAAAAGUAAAAGCGCCAGAAGUGUCUCCGUGGACGAGCCGCAGCUGUUUAUUCCGGACAACGCUCCUGUUGUGAAGAAGGAGGCUGUGGAGGAGCAGCCAACCAACAGCGAGACAGUGUGGGAUGGAAACAACUGUUGUGGUCUUUGCAAAAAACACCACAAUAACAUGUUCAUGGUGGGCUGUGGCCGCUGUGAAGACUGGUUCCACGGCGACUGCGUUGGUCUUGACCUGACGAAAGUCCGUGAAAUGGAGGAGGAGGACCAGAUGUACGUGUGCUUGAAGUGCUGUGAGGAGGAAAGCAAAAAGGUGGAGUCGGAGCACCCAGCUGCAGCCAAACCAGAAGUACAAGCUAAGAUGGAAGUGCAGGACCUUAAGCUGCCUACCAAGGCCCAACCGGGACCCUCGCAGAAACUUCCAUCAGGGGGAGUCAGACCAGAUCCUGACAGAAAGCCGUCCACAGAUGUCCGAGAAGCAGCUCAUAAAACAGGUGUUCAUCUGAAACUAGAGACAAAAAGCAAGGCUUCAAAGAAGCCUGUGUCUGUGGAGGCAAUUAGGCGAAGUGUGCGUGAUUCUCUGAAAGAAAUACUCAUACAGAGGUUGAAGGAUUCCCAUUUGAACGUGUCAGUGGAGAGGGCCUCUGAAGUGGCCAAGAAGACUGAGAAAGAGCUGUUUAACUUGUAUAAAGACACUGACAACAAAUACAAGAACAAGUACAGAAGUUUAAUGUUCAACCUCAAAGAUACUAAAAACAAUGUCCUUUUUAAGAGGGUUCUUAAAGGAGAAAUUUCUCCUGGUAACCUGAUUCGAAUGAGCCCCGAGGAACUGGCCUCCAAGGAAUUAGCUGCUUGGCGACAGAGGGAAAACAGACAUACCAUUGAGAUGAUUGAAAAAGAGCAAAGAGAGGCAGAGAGGAGGCCAAUUACUAAGAUCACACACAAAGGUGAAAUUGAAAUUGAGAGCCAAGAACCAUUGAAGGCACCUGAGCCUGCAGAGCUUGAGCCUCCUCUUAAAGUAACAGAAGACUCUGUGGAACCGCCGAAUCCCACCAAGAAGAGAGUUUCGAGUGUGAGAGAUGCAGGGAAAGACACCACCAGCCAACACAAAUCUCACCUAUUUGACCUAAACUGCAAAAUCUGCACAGGUCGUAUGGCGCCCCCCGUGGAGGAGGCACCAACCAAAGUGGUCAAAGUUGCCACUACAGUAGUUAGGAGGCAAUCAACCAAAGCAGAAGAGACCAAGAGCACAGCAACGCCUGCAGCUGAUGACGAUCUGCACCUCACGGUUUUAGAGGAGAGCUUCCGACAUGCUCAGUCCGGCUACGAAGGACGGUCGGAUCAUAAAGCUGGAAGAGAUGAAGAGGCCGCCUUCCUAUCCAACCUGGACUCCUUGUGGCAAGGACUGAUUCACAUGCACUCUGUGGCAAAGUUUAUGACCAAAGCUUUCCCGGUCUCAGGCACUUUGGACAACUUGACUGAGGACCUUCCAGACAGUUUUCAAAUUGGCGGAAGGAUAAGUCCACAGACUGUGUGGGACUACUUGGAGAAGAUUCGAGCUACUGGAACCAAAGAGGUGUCCCUAAUUCGCUUCAGCCCUGAGACUGAGGAAGAUGAGAUAUCCUAUACUCUUCUGUAUGCCUACUUCAGCAGUCGUAGACGUUUCGGGGUUGUGUCCAAUAACCUGAAGCAAGUGAAGGACAUGUAUCUCAUUCCUUUGGGUGCCACGGAAAAAGUUCCACAUCAGCUUGCUCCCUUUGACGGGCCAGGUUUAGAAAACAACCGUGCCAAUCUUCUUCUUGGACUCAUAAUUCGCCAGCGAUCCAAAAGGGAUUUUCUUCCCAUGGACAUGAAUGAAACUGCCAGGAUUAUUCCAGAAAUCAAGCCCAUCACCAUUUCCACGAAAGAAACGCGAGCAAAAGAGGAGGAGGAGAAAAAAUUCCUCUCUUCUUUGACUAUUACACACAAAAAGGAGAAAGAUAAACCACUUAACGCUACCGAAGAGGUUGUUGAGCCAAUUUCAGAGUCUCUGGAGGAAUCAUCUACACCAGGAGAGGAGACCAACAGCCAGGAAUCCCAAAAACCACUGCGUUUUCUUCCAGGUGUGUUAUUAGGCUGGGGUGGGGAAUUGCCACCUCUGCCAGAUGUGGGACUUAAACAUCCAACAACAGGGGAUGGAACCCUGAAGACCCAUCAAGCUCCGAAAACGGAGGGCUCCAAAAGUCCAAUAGCUGCUGCACCACGAGAACGCUUUGUCAUCAAGAAGAAAGAAGCUAAAUCUGUUAAAGCUGAACCAGAAGCAUCGUGUCCGACUGAUACAUCUGCUGCCAACAACUCCCCAGGAAAGGAAGUGGCGGUGGUGACCCGUAGUGCACCAGUCUCUCUGAGAGAUAAGCCUCCAGAUGUAACGACUGAGGCCUUCCUGACCAGCUUGUCAGCACCUCAAACAGGGACUGAAACUAGCGCUGCCGCUGCAAACAAGGGCAAUUCUGCUCCUUUGUCUGACAGUGAAAAAGCACCGUCUGAAGGGAAUUCUCUGCCGCAGUCCAAACCCCAGGCGGCUCCGGCUCAAACUAACAGCUCCAAACCUCCUUUGAGUGGAAUAUUGAAAAAGUCUUCAGCAUAUUCCGGUGUGAAUGUAGAUAAAACAACUGCACUACAAAAGGACAAAGCCAGCCCCCUGGUUCCAAGUCCCAAACGUGCUCCUGUGUUGAGCAUCACUAGAAAUGAUUCAGUUACACUAUUCCACCAAGGAUAUUUACAGGUUGCUCAGGCCAGGAACAAACCCGAGGAAGAAAAGCAAAAAAAGGAGGACCCUGGCACGUCCCAGGCUGGUGCUACAGUAACUCAGACAGUGCAUCCCCGUCCGGUGCAAGAACCACAAGCCGCGGAGGCCCAACGCCACUCAGCAAUGGCACAAGCUUUCCCAGCAUACAACAGGGCUUCACCGAGCCCAUCGCAGCAGCAGCAACAACAGCAGACCCAGGGACCCGGUAGCGUUGAAUACCUAGCUGGCCCGCCGACCCAGGAUCAGAACCACAGUGCACCACGGGCUCAGGAUGGCAGCGAGGGCUACGCCCAACAUACCCCGCCGGCCAAGGACGAGCGUCCGGAGGAGCGGUACAGUGACCCGUGGGAGAGGCAGCGCUCCGCGGAGGACAGAGACCACCACGGGAGGCAGGGCCCACACCGGGACACUCAUCACGGGAAGAAGGGCAGACACCACGACCGCGAGCGGGAGAAGAAGGGCGAGCGCAGCCACGAGAGGGAGAGGAGCCGCCACCGCGCACACUCUGAGGACCGCUACGGCGAGAAGCGAAAAGACAGGUACCAUAGCGACGAUCACCGUCAAAAGGACAGACACCGACACAGACGGGACUCCGAUUAUGAGAAUGGACGGAGAAGUUCAAAAGACAGUUAAUCAUGCUUUUGGGAUACAAAGAAAGAUGUGGCUGGUUCGAACUACGUUGGCUGUAAUGCCUCAGUGGAGUUGUUUCAUCACACAACUAUCUGCAGCUCUUAUCGCAUUUCUUUCAUAGAAGUUCCAUUUUAUGUUAUUGACAGUGCAGCCAAAGUGAAAUAAUUUCAGCGGUUGUAAGAUAUUUAUGAAUGACCUACAGAGCCAACAGGAUCUGUAUGUCGGAACAACUAACCUUUUAACCUUUUUAUUGUAAAUAUCUAAUUCACAUCGAGCUGUUGUUGACUACAAAUGACCAUUUCCUGUUUCAGUUGUUUUCUCCAAAUGAGUUUUGACCAUUUGGUGAAAAGUUGAAGAUGGCACUAAGGAAACUGAUCCAAACAGCAGCUGUGCUAUUUCUCCCCUACUCAAUUUUUUUUAAAUUGCUAAACUAUUUUAAAAAACUUUUAAGUAUAUACAUUUUGGCUUGUAAUAUACGUUAGAGAUAAGUGUGCCUUUGCACUGUGUUUAUGUACAGUUGGUAAUAAAGCUAAUCUUUUUUAUUGA